This is a messenger RNA of Acanthocheilonema viteae, 1785 nucleotides long. The record is from the annotation of a GenBank genome assembly. NCBI's taxonomy places the organism in Eukaryota, Metazoa, Nematoda, Chromadorea, Rhabditida, Onchocercidae.
AUGGACUAUGAGUCCCCGACGAAGGAAAUUGAGCAAGAAGAAAUCAUCGAGCAUUACGUGACCAAAUCACGUCGAUUACCUGGCACCAGUGGUUCACGUGUUCCGUUGCAAGAAAUUCUAACGGAAACAAUUGGACGACGACACAAUGGAGAAUUACCAAUUCAUGAUUUUUACCGCAUAUCACAAAAUUCCUUACAACCAACUUCAUCGGUACUUAAUAAUGAAGCGGAACGAAGAUUUUAUGCAACCGGUGAAAGAGAUUGCAGUAGGGAUGCGUCCUUUAUGCAAACAUCAGGAUUAUCACCUGGCAGUCAAAUGGAACCAGCAAAUGUGCCAAUACCAUACCUAAGGUUAUCUGAUAAUUUGGAUCACUCUAUCGCGAAUAUUCAUUCCUAUGGAUAUGAUGUUCAUGAAGUCCAUACAUCAGAGGGUGGUGCACGAAUAGUGCAAACGCAUGGAACAGGCCUCCUCCAUGAUGAUGGAUCAGCAAUACAGCAGAUGGAGCGAAGCCUAAAUGAACAACGGAUACGUAGCGAUAGAAGUGUCGAACAUCAACGGACGACGUUGAUCGAAGAACGGAGCGAAGAAAAACGUUCUCGAAUUCCCUCAUCCUUGAAAUCUAGUCACAAGGAAGUCGGUUUCCUUAACUCAGCAAGGUCAACGGCUAAUGAAAUUGGUACUGCGAUUGAUCAUCAUCGAAAAACUGUUUAUACACUGCCUUUACCAUCCGGUGAGAAAACGGAAACUUGGCGACGUGUUGGUACUUUACCAACAGAGAGUAAACUGUCUCGAAAGGACAGCUACAAACGUAUGCAAAUGGGACAGCAGGACGAUUCAGCUGAUGUUUAUGCGCCACGAUCAGAUGCCUCAUUAAUUGCCGAUUUCGCAAAAUCGCGUUCGCAAUCAUCCGAUGAAAUGCUCACUCCAUGGCAACAAGUGGUACAAUUUAUGAGGAAGAUUCUUUUCAGAGCAAGGAAUACGACAUGGACGCCUCGUUUGAUUUGUUUUUUGUUGUUAUUUUUAUUUCUUGUUAUUAUAUUUUUCAUUUUACUCGGCAUUAUCCUAAACGCUUUAUUUGGCUCUUAUUCGGUACGAACGUUAUCCUUAUAUCCACCAAUAUGCGAGAAAUGUCACAAUCAUGUACUGAGCGGUAUCAACAAUCAGAUUCCCAGUAUACUUCAUAUUAUCUUCUAUAGUUCAUCACAAGUUCACUUCGAAUUGAUCGGGAAUUUACCAUUUAGAAGUAACUCGUUCAGUGUUAUCGAUUUCAAUACGGGUUACAUAGCAAUAGCGGAUCAUGCGUUAACUGAUAGCGCUGGUAGGCAUUUCAUAUGCUUCCUGAUGCCGCUUGAUCGUUCCGCUAUUCCGAGUAUAUCAGCUCUUCGUGAUGCACUUUCAUCUGUAACCUCCGAGAUUUAUUCGGAAUAUGGAUGGCAAGAAUAUUGGCAGUAUAACGCAGAGCUAAUCGAUGCAAAAAAUGUAGAACGUAAAUUCACGAACAAAAUUGAUAAUUGUCAAAGUGCAAAGUGGUAUUUAUUGAAACAUACGGUUUAUACGAGGGAUUCAAGUUGCUCGAAUUGCUAUGAUUUUUGCUUACCAAACUACGCUAUUCAACGAUUGCAUAAGUAUGAGGAUGAUAUGACUAUCGGUAUCCGACGUUUGGAUUGCACCCGACUUUAUAUUCCGGAAUGGGAAGGGUAUCAAUUAACACCUGACAAUCAAGGUGGACAUUGGUCCUAUCCAAAAAUUCCAUUCAAUACACAAAAAAAUCCAUUAAGAAACUGA